Messenger RNA from Magnusiomyces paraingens, 846 nucleotides. RefSeq lists its product as uncharacterized. Lineage: Eukaryota; Fungi; Ascomycota; Dipodascomycetes; Dipodascales; Dipodascaceae. The record is from RefSeq and is a predicted model, not a curated record. The transcript has a single exon. The coding region runs from base 1 to 846 and encodes 281 amino acids.
AUGACUUAUACCACUUUAUACAACCGUCUAGGUAUUCAACCUAACGCGUCUCAAGCUCAAAUUCUCGAGGCAUAUCGCAAUCUGGUCAAACACAUGCAUCCAGACAAGUUACCACCUCCUCGUACAGUAGCCGGAAUUAAAGCUGCUGUUUCUUUUAAAAAAAUAUACAUUGCCUAUGAAGUUUUGUCAAGUUCAUCUGCACGUGCCGCCUAUGACCGAGGAGGUAUGACAGAAGUAUGUCGCAUUGAAGGUGCGACAUGGUGGCUGGCUCACUGUGAAACAAUUGCAAGGCAACUUCCACCUAUUAAUGCUGAUAAUGAUGAAUCUGAAUAUGAGUAUGAGUAUGAAUAUGAAUAUGACGACGACAAAGAUGAAGAAUUGGAAGAUUUUUUUGAGCCUGAACCCCGCCACUGUACCUGUCUUAUGGAAUCUGUUCCUGCGCGCAACACUACUCUAAAAUUUGGACCAAUAUCAUCGUUGGUUACUUAUACUUGCGAAGUGUGUCGGCAAAUUGCUGCAGAAAAGCAUCGUCUGCGCUCAUGCCGCCAUAAACCACGUCGUGUUGAUCAAUGGGUAGAAAAGACUUUGGAGUACUUGGAUGAUGUACAGUACUAUGAAGAGUGUGAUCCUUUACCGCCUUUACCUGAAAAUGAAAAUACGGCUUUAUUGAAUAACGUACAAAGACCUCGACAUGGAAAUGAUGAUCUUCCUAUGUAUGAGAGUAUUUGUCAAAAUUUGGAAAAUGAACAAAAAUUAAGACCUCGCAGGGGUAAUAAACUUUUAAGGCGACAAUGGUGCUACUUUUUUUUCCGUAGGAACAAAACCUGCAGAAAUGUUAAUAGAUAA